Molecule: messenger RNA, 3579 nt
Organism: Hyalella azteca
Lineage: Eukaryota; Metazoa; Arthropoda; Malacostraca; Amphipoda; Hyalellidae
Product: protein RCC2 homolog
Exons: 9
Coding region: 122-1549 (475 amino acids)
Source: RefSeq, a predicted model, not a curated record
AAAUGUACAGCACGGGUUCGAACAUAAACGCGGCUUGUAUACUGACGUUUUUUGUUGUGUUCAUGAUAGGUAGUCUAAAUAUAGAUUGCUUGAUACUUACUAUUCUAUAAACCUUUUUGCAAUGACUCCCGAGAAAAGGCUUGCGGACGAUGAUGCAGGCGAACAGGAGCCUAAAAGACUGAAAGAAGACUCCGAUGAUGUUUCUGAAGGAGCUUCAAAUAAAACUGAGACAGAGGAAAAGCCCGAGGCUGUCAGUUCCGAUGCACCAACAGAAGAAGUUGAAAAUUCAAAGGAUGAAAAAUUUGUGGUAUCAGAAGAAUGUGGCACUCUGCUCCUGUCGGGCUGUGUCCAGUGGAACCUCAUUGGUCGACGUAACUUGAAAGCUACGCCAGCACUGCAGCAUUUCACUCCCCGCCGUGCUAAAACCUUUGCCAACAUCAAAGUGUCAUUUGUGGCAUCACACUGUUCUGCAGCUCAUCAUAUAAUCAUCACUCAAGAUGGCACUGUUUACACUAUGGGUCGCAAUGAGAAAGGCCAGCUAGGCUGUGGGGACUGUGAGGAACAUGCUGGUCCUGUUAAGGUGAACGCACUUGAUGGACUUCAUGUUAUUGCUGGUGCUGUUGGCAGGAACCAUUCCCUCUUCCUGACUGAUGAUGGCACAGUAUAUGCUUGUGGUGAUAACAAGAGUGGUCAGUGUGGUGUGGGCAACAACACUGCCGUCAUCACAACUCCAACUAAAAUUGAUUUCAAGGAAGGCAGAAUUAGCAAGGUUGCGUGUGGAGCUGAGUUCAGCAUGAUCAUAGACAAGCGUGGGUACCUUUACUCCUUCGGCUGCCCUGAAUAUGGACAGCUUGGUCACAACACCGACGGCAAAUAUUUUAUUACAAGCAAUAAACUUUCAUUUGAAUUUGUAACUUCACCGCGACGCAUUCCUGUUUUUGUUGAAUGUGCUAAAGGCGGGCCCAUCAAACCCAUCCCUGAUGUGCACGUCACUGAUGUGGCUUGUGGAAAUAAUCACACCGUGGUUCGAGAUUCACAAAAGAGGGCGUUUGCCUGGGGCUUUGGAGGCUAUGGCCGUCUGGGCCAUGCUGAGCCCAAAGAUGAGAUGAUCCCGCGGCUCAUCAAGUUCUUUGAUGGCCACAAUCGCGGCGUGCUCCAGGUGUUCUGCGGGUCAACCUUCACGGUGGCCAACACGGAGCUCGGCGUCUACUUGUGGGGGCAGACAAAGCGCACAGGCGAGGCCAACAUGUACCCUAAACCCAUCCAGGACCUGUAUGGCUGGAACGUGCGAUCUAUUGGGUGUUCAGCCACCAGCAUCGUGGUGGCGGCCGACGACAACGUCAUUGCUUGGGGGCCAUCGCCUACCUACGGUGAACUGGGCCUUGGCGACAACAUUAAGUCCAGCACCACUCCUAAGGAGUGUAAGCAUCUGGACGGCGUGCACGUGUACCAAGUGGCGUGCAGUGCGGGACUCACGCUCUACAUAGCGAGAGACUCCACUGAUCAAGACAAAGGCCUUCUUGCUAAACUCAAAGAGGUCCCCGUCUAGAUCUGAGGGCUGCUCUCCAUUGAACUGUUCAUUCAACUUCCUACCUGAAGCCGAGGUACAAACCCUUGAACAUCUGGGACACACACGGCUGUCGUUCUCAUCAGCUGUCUUAAAUGUCGAUCGGUGUGCUCCUGCAUCCUACGGGCAGUGUUGUAGCCUGAUCAUUAUCUGUAUUUAUUCAUAAAACUUUAAUCAAAAUACCUGUAAACACUUGCAGUUUCUGGAAUGCCAGUCAAUCCUUCGUAUGAAUUGAUAUACCUUUAAGGACUAUACGACUUAUACUACUUUGGUAUCCAGGUCAUUCGUAACGUUUGAAAUAUUAAUGCAGUGAAAAUUAUCUCGAUACACGUUGUGGUCGUUUUUAUUUACUUAAUUUCAAAUUACAUUUUUCAGGUUGUGACGAUAAAGCAUAUUAUAUAUGGCUCCGCGGGUAUUCAGGGCUUUGAAUUUUUUGGUAAAUAAAAAAUUGCUGUAUUUACAAAUACGAUUAUUUACAUUGAUACCUGCUCAAACAAAUCUUUAGUAUUUGGGAUGAUCCUUGCUGUAACACUGCCUCGAGGUUGAAGGCUUUCAUGUACCCUUGUCGCGUGCGGGUGUGCACGUUUUCUCAAAAUUCUAUUAGCUUUAUUUAUUACACUUAGUAUUAUCAAUAUGUGUGGCCCUCGGUAUGAGAUCAUUGUUGCUGUGACUUGCACAAGACAGCCCCGCUGUCAUCGAAUGAUAGCAAUAAUUGCUUAGCUUUAAUACGCGUCGUCGGUGCGACGUGACUCGGAUAAGAGUGGACGACCCACCAAGUGAUGACUUAGCGUAUGUGAUGUGGAAUCAGCUUUUUAUUCUAAGACUUGAAUGUACCUGAUGUCAUGAUUCCAAACUCAACUCAGUUGUGAUCUUAUGUUUUGGUUGCUUUUCGGGUGUUUCUUCCAAAUCAUUAGGGUUUCACACCAACCAUAUAUUUAUCCUGCCUCAUCUGCAAAUGAAUUUGAGGAUUUUCAAAAUUUUUUGGCUGACAUUGAUGUUAAUUAGUUUCAAUAAUUAAACGAUAUUUUCUGCAGGUGACAGUCAAACAUAUAUUUUUUUAUUUGCGCUAUGGUAUUCUAACUCGAAUUUCAAAGUUCCUGUACUCAGCUCCUUGCAUUAUGUGUUGCGACUAAAUACAGAGUUGGUGCUAUCUCGAUCAUUAAAACUGAGAUCUAACUGAAUACCCUAUGGUCAUGAUCGAAAUUUCCCGAGAUGUUGUAUUGCAGAUCAACCCUGAGGAUCCUAAAGUAAUUCUAAUGACUUAGCUCUGCCUCACCAUUCCUUACGAACGAUAAUUGAAUGUUUUCUUUGGAAAAUUAUUGAAUCAUCUCGUUUUUAAAUGAAUGUUCUCUCCUUGUCCUACAAAAAGGUCACAGUGAAUGCAUAAUAUGAUGUGAAUGCAUUAAUUUGUUCGUUGUCUCGCUAAUCAAAAUAACCAUCCGGCCAUAUGUGUAGAGAUCACUCGGGGCAAUGCCUGGUCACAAGGUUCGUGCUCAGUAACGCUAGUUAUAUUUCCCCUGUAGUAUUUGUGUUUUUCAUUUUCAUCAUCCUGCUGAUGGUACAAGAAUGUUCCAUCCUCCAGAUAAUUACGUCAUCUCCAGGGCAGUCCAUAAUUCCCUCUUGGCUGUGUAGGGUUAGAAAUUGAAAUUUAUGGUAAUACUAAAGUUUUAUAUUUCUGUAAGAAUAUUAUUGCUCAUAACUUAUAUUCCUAUCGAAAUAUGUCCUGGUAGAGGACCGAGUUCGGAGUUCUCAACCGUAGACCAGAAAAGAAUUUGCUAUUAUCAUUCUUUCAGAUUUUGACCAAUGAACUAUUAUUGUUGCCUUUGGAAAUAAGCUUAGAUAUGUCGCUGAUAUUUGUCGUAUGUUCGUCUUGAUCUUUAGGCGCGUAAGUGAAUUUGUCAUCCAAAGAUCUCUGGUGUCUCUACGAGGCCUUUUCUACAUUUUGUUCUCUAGCUCUAGUGGGAGUAGCGGGAUUAUUAUAGCUUUCAUCUGGUACUAAACUGAUCUAACCA